GCCCUUAAAACAUCCACAUGGAAAGUUUCAUUAUGUCUUCGUCAGUGUUAGUCAAGCAGGGAGGACGUGUCCACCGUGCGUAAAACUCCACCAUGCCCACCAAGAAUGUUGUUGACGAGCGGAUCUCCAAAUUCAAGAACAAGGGGAAAGAUCCAGCAAAACUCCGAGAGAAAAGGAUCUCGGUGUGUGUGGAGCUGCGCAAAGCUCAAAAGAAUGAGAAUUUCCUGAAGAGAAGAAAUAUCACGCUGUCGUCUCUCCCGGAUGAGGAGGCAGUCUCUCCUAACUACAUCUCCAACGAGAUGGUGGCCCUUUUACCCAUUAAUGAUAUCAUUAAAGACGUGAAGAGCGACAGCAAGGAGUCCCAAACCCGCGGCUGUCAGGCAGCCAGGAAGCUGCUUUCUCAGGAGCGUAACCCUCCCCUGAAGGAUAUCAUAGAUGCAGGUCUGCUGUCCCGCUUUGUGUCCUUCCUGUCUAUGGAUGAUGAGCCGACUCUGCAGUUUGAAGCUGCAUGGGCGCUUACCAACAUCGCCUCUGGAACAUCUUGGCAUACUCAACAGGUGGUGGAACAUGGGGCGGUGCCAGCUUUCAUCUCUUUGCUGGCUUCACCAAUGUUGCACAUCAGUGAACAGGCUGUCUGGGCUCUUGGAAACAUUGCAGGUGAUGGUGCAGCUUAUCGAGACGUCUUGAUUGAGUGCAACAUCAUCCCAGCCUUACUGGCCCGCAUCUCCCCAGAUACACCAGUUGGCUACCUGCGCAACCUGACAUGGACAUUGUCCAACUUGUGUCGCAAUAAGAAUCCGUUUCCACCCUUGUCUGCAGUCCAGCAGGUGCUUCCCCCUCUGAUCCAGUUGCUCCAUCACAGCGACAAGGACAUCUUGUCUGACGCAUGCUGGGCAAUCUCCUACCUGUCAGACGGUGACAAUGACCGUAUUGAUGUGGUGGUGAAAACUGGUAUCGUCCCUCGGCUGGUGGAGCUCAUGGACCACAAGGAGCUCAGUGUCAUGACACCAGCUCUCCGCUCCAUUGGGAACAUAGUGAGUGGCUCAGACCUGCAGACCCAGGCGGUGAUUGAUGCUGGAGUUCUGAACACCCUACCUCAGCUGAUGAGGCACUCAAAGGCCAGUGUGCAAAAAGAGGCAGCAUGGGCGUUGUCUAACAUUGCUGCAGGACCCUGUAAGCAAAUUCAACAGCUCAUAACCAGCGGUCUGCUCCCCCCUCUGGUGGAACAGCUCAGAAAUGGAGACUUCAAGACUCAAAGGGAGGCAGUUUGGGCAGUGACAAACUUCACCAGUGGGGGCACUGUGGAGCAGGUGGUCCACUUGGUGCAGAGUGGAGCCCUGGAGGCAAUAAUCAACCUGCUACAGGUCAAGGACACCAAAGUCAUUCUGGUCAUACUGGAUGCCAUCAACAACAUCUUCAUGGCUGCAGAGAAGCUUGGUGAGACAGAGAAACUUAGCCUGUUGGUUGAAGAGCUGGGAGGACUGGACCGCAUAGAGAUGCUGCAAAACCAUGACAACGAUAUGGUGUACCAGGCUGCCCAUAACCUCAUAGAAAAGUACUUUGGGGAUGGUGACAUCGAAGCAGUGAAGGUCGAAACUACAGAGGAUGCAUUUGUGUUUAAGAACUCUGAUGUUCAGAGAACCUUUGAAUUUUAAACCCAAACUUUAUAAUUGUUUGUAAUGUGGUGAAUUCUAAAUAAAUGCCAAAGUGCACUUGCUAUAGCUAGA
This is a messenger RNA of Micropterus dolomieu (smallmouth bass), 1727 nucleotides long. It is a transcript of the gene kpna7, whose product is annotated as karyopherin alpha 7 (importin alpha 8). The transcript has 12 exons. Bases 93 to 1655 code for a protein of 520 amino acids. Gene Ontology annotation, molecular function: nuclear import signal receptor activity; protein binding. The record is from RefSeq and is a predicted model, not a curated record. Lineage: Eukaryota; Metazoa; Chordata; Actinopteri; Centrarchiformes; Centrarchidae. Gene Ontology annotation, biological process: NLS-bearing protein import into nucleus. Gene Ontology annotation, cellular component: nucleus; cytoplasm.